UGGAGUCGAGUCAUCAGGAGAGCUGCGGACCGAUCCAACAAACUGGUGGGAUCCUUUUGAGACAAUUGUGAAAAACUGUCUGGUGAGAAGAAGCUGCUCAGUCUCAACUGGAGACAAACGACCCACAAUCCUUCACCAGGCACCCUGGGAACAUAUGAAGGUAGAAGGUGUGUGAGCUGAUGUGAAUCCAGCAGCAUGGAUCAGUGUGAGGACAGAGAGGAGGGAGUCCUUCCCUCCAAAACCUCCCCGAGGGGAAAAAAAAGAGUUGGAGAGAGUCGGAGAGAAAAAAGGAGGAAACAACGUCAUCUUGGACCUGGACCUGAACCAGGACCUGGACCUGGAUCUGAAACUGAACCUGAACCAGGACCUGGACCUGGAUCGGAAACUGAACCUGAUCCCACCUGUGUGUCCUUGAAGAGUGAUGCAUCAAAGGAUUUCAUUAUUCAUUUUAAAGAUACCCGACAUUCUCCCUCAGAGAGGACACAACCUGGACCUGGACCUGAACCUGGACCUGGACCUGGAUCUGGUCCUGGACCUGGACCUGGACCUGGACCUGGACCUGGACCUGGAUCUGGUCCUGGACCUGGACCUGGACCUGGACCUGGACCUGGACCUGGAUCUGGUCCUGGUCCCAGCUGUGUGUCCUUGAAGAGUGAUGCAUCAAAGGAUUUAUUUUUCACUUUUAAAGAGUCUCCUGGUUUUCCUUCAGUGGGGUCAGUUGUUUCUAAAUGUUGUUUCUGAAAAAUGUAACUGAGACUGAAACGUUUCCAUGGUAACAUGUUUAAAGUGAACAUUUCUCUGUUUUGCUGCCGUUGUUAGACGGUUGUUGAUGUUUCCAGAAACACAGCAGACUAUAAAGGGGGUGUAAAAAAAAAAGUAGUCUGGUUUUUGAAUUCAAGUGGAAUAAUUGAAAAAUCUAUCAUACAAGGGUGAACCAUUAUUCAGGUGCUCAAGGUACACAGAAUAUUGGGAGUCUCAUAUCCCUGAAUAUAUGAAUUUGAGAGGACUUGUAUAACUGGACAUAAAUAACCAAAAGAAAUUAGUUUGAUAUUAAGAAAUGU
Messenger RNA from Cololabis saira (Pacific saury), 1061 nucleotides. RefSeq names its product tetra-peptide repeat homeobox protein 1-like. NCBI's taxonomy places the organism in Eukaryota, Metazoa, Chordata, Actinopteri, Beloniformes, Belonidae. The transcript has 5 exons. The record is from RefSeq and is a predicted model, not a curated record. Bases 196 to 741 code for a protein of 181 amino acids.